Pelobates fuscus (common spadefoot toad) is the source of this 2666-nucleotide messenger RNA. It is a transcript of the gene COG5, whose product is annotated as component of oligomeric golgi complex 5. The record is from RefSeq and is a predicted model, not a curated record. Bases 16 to 2526 code for a protein of 836 amino acids. The transcript has 22 exons. NCBI's taxonomy places the organism in Eukaryota, Metazoa, Chordata, Amphibia, Anura, Pelobatidae. Gene Ontology annotation, cellular component: COG complex. Gene Ontology annotation, biological process: intra-Golgi vesicle-mediated transport.
CCUAGUGGGCGCAGAAUGAUGACGUCACGUGGAUUGCUGGUUGGCAGGAACUACACUGUAGCCAACAUGGAAGGGAGGAAUAUGUCAGACUUGGGACACACAGGCUCUGCAAAGGAUAUGUUGGGAGACGAGUGCUACACUGAUUUUCUGAGAGACGAUUUUGAUGUUAAAACAUAUACUUCUCAAUCCAUCCAUCAAGCCGUGAUAGCUGAACAGCUAGCAAAACUUGCUCAAGGCAUUAGUCAACUAGAUAAAGAGCUUCAUGUACAGGUCGUUGCCAGACAUGAAGAUCUUUUGGCUCAAGCAACAGGAAUUGAGUCUUUAGAAGGUGUUCUCCAAAUGAUGCAGACUAGAAUUGGUGCCUUGCAAAGUGCAAUUGAUAGAAUUAGAGCAAAAAUUAUUGAUCCAUACAACAAGAUUGUGUCGCGGACUGCACAGCUGGCACGUUUACAGUCCGCUUGUGAUUUGCUUCGGAGAAUUAUACGCAUUUUGUAUCUCAGCAAGAGACUUCAAGGUCAACUGCAGGGGGGGAGUAGAGAGAUCACCAAAGCUGCUCAAAGCCUGAAUGAGCUGGAUUAUCUUUCGCAAGGAUCGGAUCUGUCAGGGAUAGAAGUGAUUGAAAAUGACCUUCUGUUUAUUGCUAGAGCUCGUCGGGAAGUGGAGAACCAAGCGAAACGUUUGCUGGAGCAAGGAGUUGAAACCCAGAACCCCACUCAAGUAGGCACAGCACUUCAAGUUUUCUACAACUUAGGAGCGUUGAAAGAGAUCAUUACUACUGUUGUGGAUGGUUAUUGUACUAGCCUCGAUGAAAACAUCAACACUGCCUUAGAUAUCAAGUUUUUAACUCAAACAUCGCAAGCAGUCCAAAGAGGAGCACCUGGGCGGGCAGCUAUGCCACAACCUGGAAAUACUGCGGCUUUCCGUGCUGCUCUGUGGACAAAUAUGGAGAAACUCAUGGACCAAAUUUAUGCUGCCUGUGUUCAGGUUCAGCAUCUUCAGAAAGUCUUAACGAAGAAGAGAGAUCCAGUGUCACAUGUUCGUUUUAUUGAUGAAAUCGGAAAGGAUGGACAAGCAGAUAUUCUAUACACAUUCUGGAAUUCCGUUACUCAUAUACUUUCAUCUCAGUUUAAGAAGGCAACAAACUCAUCCACAUUCCUGAAACAGGCUUUUGAAGGUGAAUACCCAAAGCUGCUGAGACUGUAUAAUGAUUUGUGGAAGCGUCUGCAGCACUAUAGUCAGAAUUUACAAGGCUCCUUCACAAGCGCUGGAAGUUCUGAUCUUGUUCCUGAGUUACAACCUAUAGAAGAUGAUGCGCAGGACAUUCUAGUGGUUAAGAAACUUGAUCAUGAUAAAGAAAAAACAUUGAAAGAUUCACUGCAACCUUACGAAGCAGCUUACCUGUCUAAAUCCCUUUCACGACUUUUUGAUCCCAUCAAUCUGGUCUUCCCAACUGGAGGUCGUAACCCCCCUUCUGCUGAUGAGGUAGACAGCAUCAUUAAAACCAUUGCAAGUGAAAUGAAUGUGGCAGCUGUGGAUCCACACCUCUGCUCAGCUGUUGCCAAAAAUGUAGCCAAGACCAUACAACUCUAUGGUGUGAAAUCAGAGCAACUUCUUUCCACACAAGGAGAAGCAAGCCAAGUGAUUGGACCACUCACUGAAGGGCAAAGGAGAAAUGUAGCAGUAGUUAAUUCUCUCUUUAGACUGCAUCAAUCUAUCCAGAAGCUUUUAUCGAGUCAGAGUUCACUUGCUGCAGCUGCUGAACAAACGAUUUCUGCAUCUCUACAGAUCAUUUAUAACCUCAUGGGAAGUGCCAUACAGCCUCUGCUUAAUUCUGUUGGUGAUUCUGUUGAGUCCAUUAUUAUAACUAUGCAUCAAGAAGACUUUUCAGGAGAACUGUCCAACUCUGGAAAACCAGAUGUUCCUUGCUCUUUGUACAUGAAAGAAUUACAAGGAUUCAUUGCAAGAGUCAUGAAUGACUAUUUCCGACACUUUGAGUGUUUAGAUUUUGUAUAUGACAACACUGAAGCAAUCGCGCAGAGAGCAAUAGAAAUUUUUGUGCGUAAUGCAAGUUUGCUAAGACCACUCGGUGAAGGUGGAAAAAUGAGACUUGCUGCGGACUUUGCACAGAUGGAAUUAGCUGUGGCUCCAUUGUGCAGAAGAGUCGCAGACCUUGGGAAGUCAUAUAGGCUGUUGAGAUCAUUCAGGCCUUUGCUCUUCCAGACCAGUGAGCACAUUGCCAACAGUAUUUCCAUAGGAGAUAUUAUACCUUACAGCAUCAUUCUCCAGUUCCUCUUUACAAGGGCACCCCCAGAACUGAAAUCUCCAUAUCAGAGAGCUGAAUGGUCAGUUGCUCGUUACUCGCAGUGGUUGGACGAUCACCCAUCUGAGAAGGACAGGCUGGCUCUUAUCAGAGGUGCAAUAGAAGCAUAUACACAGUCUGUGAAAGCAAGAGAAGGCAAAGAGUUUGCUCCAGUUUAUCCUAUCAUGGUCCAACUGCUCCAAAAAGCAACAUCAUCUGUGCAGUAGAAAUUUCUACACCUGACAAAGAGUGAAUCUAAAAGCCCUAGCAGUAAUGUUUUUUGGAUAUGGUAAACGUAGACAUUAAAAUUCCCAAUCUUAUUUCUAAUAUAUUUAAUCAGGUAUUUUUGUAUCAAUAAGGCUUAGGU